AUGGAUACUUCUGAGGACCAGCCACGGAUCGGCAUCCAACGUUUGGACUCGGGAUCCCAACUGGAAAACGUGAUCCGCCAGGCGAGGAAUCGCCAGGUGGUUCCUGCUGGCGAUCCGUCGAUCUAUAUCGACGAGUCGGGACGAAAGCUGAGCACCAAAGAACGGAUAGUUACCGAGGUCGAGCCGCCAAUCAGAACAAGGCCCCCAGACUCGUCUGUGUUUCUUGCAAAUGGUUUGCCCGACUACAGGUUUCUUCGGCAGCACUUCCGUCGGGAGGGAAGGCUUCAUGAUCACCAAGUAGUGCGCAUCUUGAGAAUGGCUUCUGAGGCGUUCUCCAUAGAGCCAAACUUGCUCAGGGUGGGUGCGCCCGUGACUGUCUGUGGAGACAUUCAUGGCCAGUUCUAUGAUCUUUGCAAGCUGUUUGAGAUCUGUCAGGAUCCCGACCAGACUGCAUAUUUAUUUCUUGGCGAUUAUGUGGAUCGAGGCUCAUACUCGUUGGAGUGUCUGCUGCUGCUGUACGCCAUGAAGCUGAACCAUCGGACGACGUUCUACAUGAUCCGGGGAAACCACGAGUCGGAGCGCAUGACGGAGUACUUCACGUUCAAAGAGGAGUGCUUGCAGAAGCACGGGGCGAAGGUUUACCAGGAAGCUUUGGAAUCGUUCAAGACAUUGCCUUUGGCAGCCAUUAUGAACGGACAGUUUUUUUGCGUGCACGGAGGAAUCUCCAAACAUCUGCGCAAAGUGCAGGACCUUGAGUCUAUCAACAGGUUCGUGGUGGACUUCCCGUCGUCCGGGCUGUUCUGCGACCUGAUGUGGGCCGACCCGUCCAACGACUACGACGAGGUGCUCAACGAGCCGGAUUUUGUCGAAAACUACGAGCGUGGGUGCUCGUACAUGUUCUCGUACAACGCGGUGAACCGGUUUCUGCAGGAUAACGGGCUCCUGUGUCUGAUCCGGGCACAUCAGGCCCAGGACUCCGGAUACAGGAUGUACCGUAAAACCAAGUCGCAGCAGUUCCCUUCGAUGAUGACGCUCUUUUCUGCUCCCAACUACUGUGGCACGUAUGGAAACAAGGCUGCUGUGCUGCGGUACGACACAAAGCUGAUGAACAUCCGCCAGUUUGGCUCGCAAUUGGAGCCGUACCGGCUCCCCAAUGGCUUGGGGGCGUUCACAUGGUCGAUCCCAUUCGUUGCUGAGCGCACAGCAGACAUACUGCUGCAUCUGCUCAACAUCUGCUCUGAGGAAGAGCUGUCGUCGGAGGAGCCCCAGGCAGCUGAGGAACAGGAAUCCUCGCCCGUGGACUACGCCGCCCUGCGCAAGAAGAUCCUUGCUAUUGGUCGGGUCUCGAGAAUGUUCAACAUGUUACGCGAGGAAGCACAGAAGGUGGAGCAGCUACGGACGCUGUCUGGCGGAGCAGCUCUGCCAAAAGGCGUGUUGCUCAACGGUCCCGAAGAAUUGGACCGCACCCUCACCUCGUUCGAGCAUGUCCGACUGGCAGACCUCCACAACGAAGCAAUGCCCCCGAAAUAA
Messenger RNA from Ogataea philodendri, 1530 nucleotides. RefSeq lists its product as uncharacterized. Gene Ontology annotation, cellular component: cytoplasm; calcineurin complex. Gene Ontology annotation, biological process: calcineurin-mediated signaling; fungal-type cell wall organization. The transcript has a single exon. Gene Ontology annotation, molecular function: calmodulin-dependent protein phosphatase activity; calmodulin binding. NCBI's taxonomy places the organism in Eukaryota, Fungi, Ascomycota, Pichiomycetes, Pichiales, Pichiaceae. The record is from RefSeq and is a predicted model, not a curated record. The coding region runs from base 1 to 1530 and encodes 509 amino acids.